AUGAUAUUGACACAAUAUAACAUUAAUUGGUCUCAUUUAUUUAACGAAUAUUUGGAACCACGAUAUACAGUAUCAGGAAUAGAUACACGUUCUAUUCGCCAAUCAAAAAGCGAACAGGUUUUAUUCAAAUCAACAUUUACAAAUAGUACCGAAAGGGCGCAAGAAUAUACUUUCAGAGCAGAGCGUUGUACUCGUAGUACUGCAACGAUUUCAAUUGAGAAAGGAGUAUGUCGUGGAAUGGAAAUGGAAUUAAAAUUGAAAACACCAUGUGAAAUUGUUGAAGCAAAUGCUGGUUUUCAUAAUGAACUUAGUAUUGUAAAUAUUGGUGAGAAUACAAUAGAAGAAGAAUUGAAAUGGGGUGUUGAUAGUACCAUUGAGGUACCACCAUUAUGUGAAACUGUUGCUGAAUUGGUUAUUCUUGAAGAUAAUCAAACAAGGAAUUUCGUAAUGGAUAGCCGUAUUUCGGGUCGAAUAAUAGUAACAGUGACGAAUUUGAAGGAAAAUAACAAUUUGGUGACAAUUAUUGAAGGAAAAAUGGCUGAUAUCAUCCGCGGUAUCGCGAAUUAUUCAGCACUUGGUUUCACCGUUAAAGAUGACAUUGUAUCAUAUACAACAAAAGGUACUUGUAAAUUCAAAUAUGGGGUAGAACAAAUUGUUAAAUUACGAGAGCAUCCUGUGAUGCAACCAUCGUUAUAA
Loa loa (African eye worm) is the source of this 696-nucleotide messenger RNA. Its product is annotated as LIN-24 Like family member. The record is from RefSeq and is a predicted model, not a curated record. Lineage: Eukaryota; Metazoa; Nematoda; Chromadorea; Rhabditida; Onchocercidae. The transcript has 5 exons. The coding region runs from base 1 to 696 and encodes 231 amino acids.